This is a messenger RNA of Venturia canescens, 2817 nucleotides long. Its product is annotated as E3 ubiquitin-protein ligase E3D-like. NCBI's taxonomy places the organism in Eukaryota, Metazoa, Arthropoda, Insecta, Hymenoptera, Ichneumonidae. Gene Ontology annotation, molecular function: cyclin binding; ubiquitin conjugating enzyme binding; ubiquitin protein ligase activity. The coding region runs from base 806 to 1927 and encodes 373 amino acids. Gene Ontology annotation, biological process: protein autoubiquitination; proteasome-mediated ubiquitin-dependent protein catabolic process; protein polyubiquitination. The transcript is spliced from 3 exons. The record is from RefSeq and is a predicted model, not a curated record. Gene Ontology annotation, cellular component: cytosol; ubiquitin ligase complex; nucleus.
CUAUACAUCAAUUUUUUCUCCUUUUUCGGGGUUCUCCGAUUUUGUUUUUUCAUGUGGGUCCCAACAUAAUUACCGACCAUGCAAAUAGGAAAUACCGACAUUCGUUAUAACAGUGAUGGCGGUUCUAUAUUGGUGUUUUGUACUGGAGAUCAGAAUAUCGUGGACAUGGGGAAGAAAAAUAAUCAAUCGAACUUCUUCUUCAGAACUACGCCACCAACGACGAUCAGCAAAACUUUGAAAUGUCGCAAAUGUAAUCUCAUUCGGUUGCUUUCUGUAUUAUUCGCCAUCUCGAUAUUAUAGCCUCAAAGGUUAAUAUUCGAAGUUUUGGAAAACAUUUCGAUUGUCAUUGCCAUAAUAAAGGUGUAUUUUUGAACAACUCUUUUUUUUGAAAUUUCAAUAAAAAUCAUCCAAAAAUAACAUCUGAAAAUCGCAUCAAUAACACAUUAUAAUCAUCAAGCGUUGCUGGGUAUCAUUUGAAAGAAAUCGCUGCAGAGAAAGAACAAUGAGCUGUAUCUCCAACAAGAAACAAUGGAAUUUGCUUGCCGCGUAUCACAGCAAAAAAAUACUUUUCAGACUCAGAGUUAAGUAACAAUAUCGAAAGUUUUUGGAUUAAAUAAGAAUUAUAAACAAAUAUAGUUGUAAUAAUAAGGUAUUUGUAAUAAUUUAUAGAGUUUAAGAAAUACUAUUUGGAAAAUAAGAACUAAAAAACUUAUUAUUAGAAGAGUCUCUGUAUUUCAGCUAGAAAAAUAUUAUGGAGCUUAGUUAGCGCAAUAUAUGCAAAUAAUGAUCUCAGGGACCAUACUCAAUGGAACUCACAACGAUAGAAUUGAGGCCUCGUCUCCAAUCCUGCAACAUAUUUGUUUGUUUGCUAGGAAUCGCAGAUUCUAGUAGUAUUCAAGUUAAAUUGUACAAAGAUUACGUUACAUUGAGAGUAAACAGAAAUGUUUACAACUUGUUGCUUGGCUCUGUAAGAAUUAUACCAACUUCGUUGUCUAGUCUGAGAGUAGCCGGCUCUUGGGUUUCUUUCAGAAUUCAAACGAGUCCAUCAGAUUCUUUGUACGGCUCAUUUGUAACAGAACUCGUGGGUACAUCGAGCUUGAAAAGUGACAAUUGUUUUUCCUCCAGUAGUAUAGAAUUGCCACCAAAAAAUGCUGAUCUGAUUUUUUCAUGCUCUUGCUGUGAAAAUCCAGUGACAAAAUUAAUAAAUCUGAAAAAAAUAUUACCGCUACCAAACAACGAUUGUGACCCGGCAGAUUUUUUCUGCUGCUCUCACAAUGGAGAAAAUUAUACAAAACUGUUGGAACCCCGAGUUUGUGACUAUUUCUAUGCGCCAUACUUUGCAGUCCUGAGCAAAGAAAAUUUUGAUGAAAGAUUAAAGAUAAACAAUGAGUCUGUUGUUUGUAACAGAUGUUUAACUGUUAUUGGCACACCGAACAGUAAUUUUUCACUGAAAAUCUGGAAUUGUUGCAUGGAAUACACAAAAACUAACGGCGAUUCGACAACAGUGCAAAAACGAUCAAAUCCUUUGGCUGAUUUCAAAGCAGCUGUGAAAAGUUGUUGCUCCGAUGCUUUCACUAAUAAUAGAAUCUUGUUGGAAGCUAGGGAACGCGGCUCGACUCAUUAUCUGCUACUAAAACCGAUGGAAUGGAAUCUCGAUUUACUCGUCGAACCUUGUGAAAUUGAAGAUUCACGAGCUAUUAACUUGUCGCGUAAAAAAGUUGUCAAAGUACUGUAUAAUUAUGGCGAAACAAAAACUAGUCUCAAGAGCGAAUGUGAGGAUGCGAAACUACUCAAAAUUGGAUCAAAAUGUAUGCUGGCUGGUAUCGAACAUUUGUUGUUAUCAUCGAAACGAAUACCGCCUAUUUAUCGAAACGCUAAUGAAGAUCACAUUGGAUACAUGAGCCUUGACAUAUCCGAUAAACUUUAAAAAUACAAGGAAUAUCAAAAUUCAUUUUUUUCACAACGGUGUUGAAAAAAUUACAAUUUAAAUUAAUGCUACACAAUGAGACGAUAGAGAUGUUGAAAAAAAAACCAACUUCCGGCUAAUAGAUGAAAAAAAAUCAAUGUCAAUUGAUUAAUCAACAAAACAGUGUAUACGAAUAAUGCAACGAUCGCUUUCUCUUCUACAUAUUUGCAUAUCUAUUUUUUGUAAUUUAUUUCCAUGAACUGAAUAUUAUACAAAGGGUUCGUCCUUUCGUACAUCGUUUUGAGAUUAAUACUCAUAUUGCCUUUGUGAAGUUCCUUGUGACGUGAAUUCGUGAACAAAACAAAAUCAUAUUUUUGUUAAAGUCCAGUUUUUAAAAUGUAUAUGUAUAUAUAUAUAUAUAUAUCUUAUGAAUAUUGUCUAGUCUAAUGCCGACAAUAAAUUGAUAUACUAUACAGAUUCACUAGUGUAUACAGUAAUUAUACAUUUAUACGCCAUUUCAAACUCAAUCAUUUGAAAAGAUGAUGGAGCGACCUCGAUCCAAAUCCAAUUGUCAAUUUGACAAAAGGUUGAUACAUUAACGCGUGUAUUAUGUAAAAUUAAUAAAUAUUCGUAUAAUGGUUAAUUAUUGGAAAAAAGCUAAAAAAGAAAAUAACGUAUAUUUGAAGGAAGAAUUUCUAUUUUCGUUUUUUUUACUGUAUAAGAGAGAUAAUAAUGUGGAAAAUUCAUAAGAGCCCAAAAUGUGUUAGACCCAGUCGUAUAUGUAUAAAUGUUCGAAAGGAGCUUACGUGUAAAAUAGAACGAUGAAAAAUAUAACUCAUCACGAUACAAGAAGUGUAUGCGAAUGGGCUUCUUUCUUUGUCAGACUUCACAAAAAUAAAUUCUAUCGAGAA